CCCGGAAAAACAGAACAACAAAACAACAAAACAAAAUUUCGGAGAGAGAGAAAAAAAAAUCAUGUCUCUCGCAACAACUCUCGCCGUCCUCGUCCUCCUAUCACCGUUGUCCACGUCAUCAACCGCCUCCGCCAACGGCGAUGGCGACGGCUCGCUGUCUGUGUACGAUGCAAUCCAAGAAUUCAACUUUCCGAUGGGUCUGCUCCCGAAGGGCGUCACCGGAUACGAGCUCGACAAUGGCAACGGCCGAUUCCUCGCGUAUUUGAACGGCUCCUGCAGCUUCUCGCUGGAAGGCUCGUACCAGCUCAAGUACAAGUCCACCAUUACCGGCACAAUCUCCCCGAACAAGCUCUCCUCGCUGACCGGGGUCAGCGUCAAGGUCCUGUUCCUGUGGCUCGACAUCGUCGAGGUCACCCGGAGAGGUGACAACCUCGAGUUCUCGGUGGGGAUAGCGUCGGCGGCGUUUCCAAUCGACAAUUUUUACGAGUGCCCGCAGUGCGGGUGCGGGUUGGAUUGCUUCAAUGGCGGACAAGUAAGGAAGAUUAAAAUGCCUCUUGUUUCUUCGGUUUGAAAUGGGAAUUGGGGCUGUAGAGGAGGGAGGAUUUUAGGGAUUUGGAAUUACGGGUAGUGUUCAGUGUUGGUUCACACCUUGAUUUCUUGAAGAUUAUGAAUUUUAUGCUUUUCAAUAAUUUUCGUUUAUGCGUUUGUGACAUGUUUUGUUGUGGACAAUUAAUGAUUUAAUGAUAAUGUAUGUUCAAUCGGCUCAAGUGAAGGAAAAAAUGCAGUUAUGUUUGAUUAA
This is a messenger RNA of Malus domestica (apple), 799 nucleotides long. RefSeq lists its product as uncharacterized. The record is from RefSeq and is a predicted model, not a curated record. NCBI's taxonomy places the organism in Eukaryota, Viridiplantae, Streptophyta, Magnoliopsida, Rosales, Rosaceae.